This is a messenger RNA of Acanthoscelides obtectus, 609 nucleotides long. The record is from the annotation of a GenBank genome assembly. Lineage: Eukaryota; Metazoa; Arthropoda; Insecta; Coleoptera; Chrysomelidae.
AUGGGCACAUUAUUAAGGCAAAUAAUCAAAAACUGUGAACAUUUAUCAAGGCUAAGUAUCUCAAAUAAUCUUCUAAAGCCAGGCAACUCGCCCCUCCUUGCAUUGAUAGCGACUAAACGAUAUUCCAAUGUGCCCACUCCUUACGAAGUCGUGGAUAUCAAGGCCGAAGAAAAAUCGAACAAAGAAGUGAUAAACCAAGUAAACCAGCUAGUAAAAGACAACAAUAUAUCCAGAUUAUUUGCUGUGGUCCAUGUAACAGGUAAACAAUUCAAAAUUACUGAAGGCGAUGUGAUAGUAAUUGAAGGAUAUUGGCCACCAACUGUUGGAGACAAGAUCUUAUUAGAUAAAGUUUUGCUAGCAGGGAGUACAGAUUUUACCUUGAUAGGAAGACCUAUUGUACAAAAAGGAUUGGUUAGAGUAGAGGCUACAGUUAUUGAGAAAACCUUGUCUCAUACAAAAACUCAUUUUAGAAAAAAGCGAAGGAAGCAGUAUAUGAGAAUCAACUUUUUCAGAAUUCAGCAAACAUAUCUCAGGAUAAAUAAAGUGUGCAUUAAUGGAGAAGUGAAUAACCCACCUGAAGUUAGAGGACUUGAGACAGCAAUCUUUUAA